Xiphias gladius (swordfish) is the source of this 1291-nucleotide messenger RNA. Its product is annotated as replication protein A 32 kDa subunit-like. The coding region runs from base 200 to 952 and encodes 250 amino acids. The transcript has 9 exons. The record is from RefSeq and is a predicted model, not a curated record. Gene Ontology annotation, molecular function: DNA binding. Gene Ontology annotation, cellular component: chromosome, telomeric region; nucleus; site of double-strand break. Gene Ontology annotation, biological process: double-strand break repair via homologous recombination; nucleotide-excision repair; DNA replication. Lineage: Eukaryota; Metazoa; Chordata; Actinopteri; Istiophoriformes; Xiphiidae.
UCCUGCACUGCACCAUGGGUAAUUGCUGUAAUUCAAUUCACCUGAUGGGCCUGGACAUGAAGAAGCUGCCAGCAAAGUUAGCUAUAUUUUUCUUCCUGCCCUUCUGUUGUUUACAUAUUGGCUUCUGAUGGUCCUGAAGUCUUAAGUCUUAACACUACUGAAGAACACUUGUAGCAGCCCAUGUGACAGAUAUUUUUUCAUGUGGAACCAAGGAGUUUGCAGUCAGUCUACUGAUGGAAUCAUUAGCCACAAAGCAGUGGUAUCAAAGAAAUCAACUCUUCAGAUUUUGCCUUGCACAGUGUCUCAGCUUCUGUCUGCUCGUCAAGUCAGCAAUGAUACCUUUGCAAUCAGUGACUGGGAACUCAACCAGGUGUCCGCUGUGGGAGUCAUCAGAGGAUUUUUUCCCUUUGUGACCAACAUCCAGUACUCUGUGGAUGACAUGACUGGUCCACCUUUAAAUGUGAAGCAGUGGGUUAAUACAGAGGACUGUGCACUGAUGACAUUUGCUUCUCCUGGAACAUAUGUGAAGGUUACAGGAAAUCUACGCAGUUUCAGCGGUCAAAGGUCAUUGCUGUCAAUAAAUAUCCGUUGCAUCAAGGACCUGAAUGAGAUCACAUCCCACAUGUUGGAAGUGGUGCAAGCCCAUAUGCAGCUUUUUGGAAAGGUGCUCGACGUGAAUAUGAAUACCACUCUUUCCUCGCUGCCUGGAAGGUGCAGUGGUGGAAAUCCUGACGGCAUUUUACCAAAUGGAUUGUCCUCCAUCCAGGGCCAGGUGUUGCAUGUAAUCAGGAAUUUCCCUGACCGUGAUGAUGGCAUCAGUUUCCAUGACCUGAAGACACAGCUGGACUACCUCAGUAUGAUUGACAUCAGAUCUUCUUUGGCUUUUCUCAUAAAUGAAGGCCAUGUCUUCUCUACCAUCGAUGAGCAUCAUUUUAAGUCAACAGAACCUUAGCAGGCUACCUGGAGUCAAGUGAAACAUCAAAAUGUUACAGGACUACAGCCGAUCAGAAUCUACUCACUGCACACAUUUUUUAGGUUGGCAUCAUUGCUUUGGUUAAAUUUAUUCUUUUAUUUAUGACAUACUGUAGCUAAUGGCUUUGUCUGUCUUGGUCUAAAGCUGAUUAUAGUUUAUAGUGUAUCAUUUGUUGCCUGUAAAGAAUUACUGUACUGAUGGAUUACUCAGGCUUCGUUAUGUUUGACCACAGUAUUAUUUUGUGUUUGUAGUUUGUGCUGAUUUUGUGAGUACCCUGCCAAUAAUGUCAUGAUUACCGUAAAUAAUAUCUAAAUCAUA